Messenger RNA from Arachis ipaensis, 1919 nucleotides. RefSeq names its product RWP-RK domain protein. The record is from RefSeq and is a predicted model, not a curated record. Gene Ontology annotation, molecular function: DNA-binding transcription factor activity. Lineage: Eukaryota; Viridiplantae; Streptophyta; Magnoliopsida; Fabales; Fabaceae.
UUAAGGAUAACAUUGAGAGUGACUUUAUAAACGAUAUUUUAAAGAGUGCGAUGUUUCCUUAAAUGUUUGAAAAGCUACUUGAAUUAUUCCAACGGUCAUUAACCGUCUUUUCUUCUUAUAUAAUCUGUUAGAAACUUUAUUUUCUAUCUCCGAUCUAAAUUUCCGUCUUCUCUUCUCCACUCUAUUCUUUUUUCUCUCUUCUCUUCACUCUAGAGGAAGAGAGAGAGAAAAAAGAAAGAGGGGAGUGAGUGAGGGACUGCGAUUAAGGACAAGCAAUAGAUUCAAUAACCAUGGAUAAUCCUUGCUUUGUUGUACCGUACCAUGAUCCAUAUGAUACUCCUCCACUCAGUCCGAGUUUUUUCAACAUUUCCAACCCCACUCUUCUCGAUCUUACCAAUGUCGCCAGUGGAAACGAAUCCAGUCACUCUCAACAAAAGAAUAAUAUAAUUCAAGAUGGUAAUCUCCAACCAACUUUUGAUCCGAUGAUUCAAGAUAGUAACUUUGUUGGAGGAACAGGAGGGAAUAACUUCGAAUCAAUUCCUUUGUUACAAGUGCAUUCUGAGGAAGGUCUAUCGCAUGAUUUCAACAACAAUGUGAAUACAAUUACGCUGUCUCAUUGGCCCCUGCCACCAGUCCCAUUUUCUUGUAGCUGUUGUAGUGUCCUCAGGGAAAUUGUUCACACCAAUGGAUUUAACUUUAAGAAAGUUGAAAUUCAUGGAAGGCCUGGCUUGAUCUCUCAUGCAAUUCAACAUCCUAGUGUGAAUGGAGAUUAUACUUCCACUAGCAACCUUCAAUAUCAAAUGAUUGAUUUUUGUAGGAGAGGCAUUGAUGACGUGAAGAAUUUCCUAGUUGAGUAUUGCAGAGUACAAAGUGCAGCAGGGUACUUUAUGUUGCAAGAUCCACUUUCUGCUUAUUAUGAGGCCCUAUGCACUGGACUUGAAUGGGUCGAAGAGUUCAGCGACGACACUGACGAUUUGAAUGCAAGCAAUUCAGAUGAUGAGAAUGAACAAGUGGCUGACAAUGGAGUAGGAGCAUCAGGAAAGGCUCCUAGAAGAUUAUCUCUUUCGGAACAGAGGGAUAGAGCGGGGAAGAUGAAAUUGGAUGAUUUUGCCCCUUAUUUUCAUUUUCCAAUUGAGGAAGCAUCGAGGCAAAUGAAUAUCUGUCCCACCGUAGUGAAGAAAAUUUGCCGUAAGGAAGGAUUAUCACGAUGGCCUUACAGAAAGAUCAAAAGCACUGUAAGGCAGAUCUCGCAACUUAAGAGAACGAUGGAAUCAAAAGAUGUAAGGUCAAAGGCAAGGAUUCAGGCAGAGAUUUACAGGCUCCAUCUAAAAUUAAGAGAGAUUUGUGCUGGACGAUACCCAUCUGGAUUAGUUAUACCAUGAAUCAAACACUCUUUUAUUGUGUAUUUUAAUUGUUAGGCCUACCUCUAAUAUCUCUGAUUUAAUUGUAAAUAUGUCCGCGAGAGUUUUGUAAUUUUUUUCCCCUUGUAAAUAGUGUGUGUAUUUAAGUUGACUUUGUGAAUAAUGAAUGUGGAAUAUUGUACAUGAUAAAUGAUAAGAUGUAAAUAUUUUUGUUUGGCUAAUCCGGACUUUGUAGAUUGCAAAUUUAGUUUUGUAAUCAAUGUACUUUGUUCUUUCGUCGAAAGCUCAGACAACCUUGAAAAAAAAACCCUAAACAAAAGAACUGUUUAUUUUUACUUUUACAAUCAUAAUAGAAAGUUGAACCAAGAAAAGGAAAAAAGAAGGGUUAUAGAAAAUAAUGGCCCUCUUACAAACUUUGAUAAUCUCUUAUUGCUACUACUCUUAUACAGACAUAAAUAAAUAUUGACUACAAAUUGGUAAUUUUAUACAUUAAAUAUAUAAGCAAAGACCUAUUUGAAUGCACCAAGUGCAGCUAGUGUGUCAUGAUACUAGUCCAUG